AUGUUUUCGAUUAUACCGAAAAGCUUUUUCCUAUUUAUGCCGCUCCAGGCCGGCGCCGAGAUGAUUGCAGGGUUUGGAGUGUUCAACAAGGCCAGUUCUAUUUACGGGCUAGGUGCGCUGUUCACUGGCCAUGAGCUCACUGUGAUGGAGUGGAUUUUGAAUGUUUUGGGACUGGCCGUACUACCUAUGUUUAUUUGGGGCUAUUUUGCUAUCAGAAAGCAGCGGCCCUUGCUUUGUCUGGGCUAUGCAUAUUUUUAUAUUAUCGACACCCUCGUCUCGCUGGGAUUUACGGUGUUUUUCAUUGUGCACUGGUUUGUUACCGGUGCCAAACAGGCCGAUGCCGUGAAUCAGGGGACUGCUGCGUCCAACUCCACAAUGUCGGCUAUCGUCAACGCAACGUCCGCUGCCGUCAAGCAUGUUGCAACUAGGACAAGCACCAAGUUGCAGCAAACCCACGCACCCAUCAUGCCUCUCUUGAUGCGAGCAACCAGCGACCCCGACAAGCUGAAGAAGAGUGCAACCGUCGGCGAAGAACUCGCCGUCACCAUCGUCUUCACAACACUGGUGCUGCUCGUUCGCUUUUAUUUCAUGAUGGUCAUCAUUGGCUAUACCCGGAACGUAGUGCGGCGGGCGAACCUACGCCCUCAUAACGGCGAACCACAGCAUUCACGCCGAGCCAAGCUACAGUUCAUUCUUUUGAAACCCUUUGAAAAGUUCUGGACGGGGAUUUCCUCUACAAACUACCGCGCUCCAGAAGCCCAGCAUCUACAAAGCAAAGACUUUGACGAGAACCAGCUUUAG
This is a messenger RNA of Wickerhamiella sorbophila, 801 nucleotides long. RefSeq names its product Inositol phosphorylceramide synthase regulatory subunit KEI1. NCBI's taxonomy places the organism in Eukaryota, Fungi, Ascomycota, Dipodascomycetes, Dipodascales, Trichomonascaceae. Gene Ontology annotation, molecular function: inositol phosphoceramide synthase regulator activity. The record is from RefSeq and is a predicted model, not a curated record. Bases 1 to 801 code for a protein of 266 amino acids. The transcript has a single exon. Gene Ontology annotation, cellular component: inositol phosphoceramide synthase complex; Golgi membrane. Gene Ontology annotation, biological process: inositol phosphoceramide metabolic process.